ACACCCCAAAAAUACCCAAAGCCUGAGCACUCCCUUCUUCCCUUUACCUCGCUGCUCUUCUUCUUCUUCUUCUUCAAACAACCACCAGAGUUAACGGCGUUAAGUCAGCUGCAAGGCCGUUAACAUUACAUUCUUCCACAGAAAUCUCUUUUCCCUUUAAAUAUCGCCACCCUUUUGCCCAUUUUUUCACUCAAAAAAGAAAAGCCACGAUGUCUCGUGUUGUAGCGGAAAGUAUAUUGCCGGAUAAUAAUACUUCUUCCCAGUUUUUCCCUCACUCGAUGGAGCUUGUCUCCGGCGAGUUUUCAACAGCCGCUGGAGCUUCCCCGACUCUCGGGCAAUUGCUUAAACACGUCGGCGAUGCACGGAAAGAAGCCACUGGCGACGAAACUCCGGUCCAUGAAAUCCUCGUCGAUGUUACCCAGCCUCGGCCAAUGCCAUUUGUUCUUUCCUUUAACAACCUUAGUUAUAGUGUAAAGGUUUCCCGCAAGAUGGCGCUUCCGGGGUUUUUGAGACAGAGGACCAGUAGCGCCGCCUCCAGUGGCAACCCGCUAGCUGCAGAUAGGUACUUUAACAAGACGAAGACGUUGCUAAAUGAUAUCUCCGGGGAGGCUCGAGACGGAGAGAUACUCGCUGUGCUUGGAGCGAGUGGGUCAGGGAAAUCGACGCUUAUCGAUGCUUUAGCUAAUAGAAUAGCUAAAGGGAGUUUGCAAGGGAACGUGACUUUAAACGGCGAAGUUUUGGAGUCGCGGAUGCUGAAAGUGAUUUCAGCUUAUGUUAUGCAAGAUGAUUUGCUUUAUCCAAUGCUUACCGUCGAAGAAACCUUAAUGUUCGCUGCCGAGUUCAGACUUCCUCGGACUCUGUCGAAAUCCAAGAAGAAAAUGCGAGUUCAAGCUUUGAUUGACCAGUUAGGCUUAAGAAACGCAGCCAAAACUGUUAUCGGUGAUGAAGGUCAUCGUGGUGUCUCUGGCGGAGAGCGUCGUCGUGUGUCAAUUGGAAUUGAUAUAAUUCACGAUCCCAUUAUUCUGUUCUUGGAUGAGCCAACAUCAGGGCUUGAUUCGACGAGCGCCUUCAUGGUGGUUAAAGUUUUGCAGAGGAUUGCUCAGAGUGGAAGCAUUGUUAUCAUGUCAGUUCAUCAGCCAAGUUAUCGAAUUCUUGGUUUGCUUGACAGAUUGAUAUUUUUGUCUCGCGGACAAACUGUUUACAGUGGUUCACCUACAAGCCUGCCGCUAUAUUUCUCCGAGUUUGGGCAUCCGAUACCCGAGAACGAGAACAGAACUGAGUUUGCUCUCGACUUAAUCCGGGAACUCGAAGGAUCUCCUGGAGGAACAAAAAGUUUGGUUGAAUUCAACAAGUCAUGGCAAAACACGAAGCAUCCAAUAUACACCGAGCCAGAUCGGCUUGGUUUGUCACUCAAAGAUGCAAUAAGCGCCAGCAUUUCAAGAGGUAAACUUGUCUCAGGUGCUAGCAAUGAUGUCACUUCCACUUCCAUGGUUCCAAGGUUUGCAAAUCCUUUUUGGAAAGAAAUGGUGGUGUUGUCAAACAGAUCCAUCUUGAAUUCAAGGAGGAUGCCCGAGUUGUUUGGUACCCGUUUCGGAGCUGUUAUGGUAACGGGGUUCAUCUUAGCCACCGUAUUCUGGCGGCUUGAUAACUCACCCAAAGGGGUCCAAGAAAGAAUAGGGUUUUUCGCUUUCGCCAUGUCAACGACCUUUUACACUUGUGCUAAUGCUCUUCCAGAUUUUCUCCAAGAAAGGUACAUUUUCAUGAGAGAAACUGCUUACAACGCUUACAGGAGAUUAUCUUAUGUUAUAUCAAACGCCUUGGUGGCUUUACCGGGGUUGAUUUUCCUGUCAUUAGCUUUCGCGGCUACAACCUUUUGGGCAGUAGGGCUUGAUGGUGGAUUUUCAGGCUUCCUGUUCUAUUUCCUGAUCAUGUUUGGUUCAUUCUGGUCUGGAUGUUCAUUUGUCACAUUCCUAUCUGGUGUUGUUCCUCAUGUGAUGCUGGGUUACACUAUUGUCGUCGCCAUUUUAGCCUAUUUCUUGCUCUUCAGCGGCUUCUUCAUCAACCGGGACAGAAUCCCGGCGUAUUGGAUUUGGUUCCAUUACUUAUCCCUUAUCAAAUACCCUUAUGAAGCAGUUUUGCAAAACGAAUUCGACCACCCCACAAAAUGUUUCGUGAGGGGCAUUCAGAUUUUCGACAACACCCCACUUGCAGCAGUCCCAGGCCCCAUGAAAGUGAGAUUAUUGCAGUCAUUGAGCAAUACUUUAGGGAUGACGAUUACAAGCUCGACCUGCUUGACAACAGGAGUGGAUAUCUUGAAACAACAAGGGGCAACAGAUUUGAGCAAAUGGAAUUGCUUGUGGAUUACUGUGGCCUGGGGGUUCUUGUUUAGGAUUUUGUUCUACUUCUCUUUGUUACUUGGAAGCAAGAACAAGAGGUCAUGAGGAAAAAAACACAGGUGAGGAAAGCAUGUGGUUGGAAUAAGAAUUGAUUUGGCAAGGGAGGUUGCUGUAAUCUGUGUGUUUCUUUAUUAUAAUUAUUAUCUUUUUGGGUUUAAUUUCUUCAAUUGGACUUUGUAAUUUGACUGUUGGUAGAGCUGAGUUGAUCAGGUUCUGGUGUAAAACUGUUGCAUAUUAAAUGGAAAGUGGAUUUUCCAUUCAGAAAUUAUUAAAUCUUCAUUCUUUUUCUUCA
Messenger RNA from Theobroma cacao (cacao), 2688 nucleotides. RefSeq names its product ABC transporter G family member 6-like. NCBI's taxonomy places the organism in Eukaryota, Viridiplantae, Streptophyta, Magnoliopsida, Malvales, Malvaceae. Gene Ontology annotation, cellular component: membrane. Gene Ontology annotation, biological process: transmembrane transport. Gene Ontology annotation, molecular function: ATP hydrolysis activity; ATP binding; ABC-type transporter activity. The record is from RefSeq and is a predicted model, not a curated record.